AUGCCGAUCGCACCGGAGCAGUACUCGUCGGUGGACGUACUUGUUGCAAAGGCCCGGGACCUAGAGGCUAUACCGGAGAGCAAUUCAAUUGGAGUCCGCGGGAAUUGUAAUCAGUGGCGCCGGCGAACUGGAUUAGGAAGGAACUACAGCACAGGAGCCUGGGCACAGCAGUACGGCGUCGGCGGCCUAGGGCUAGGACUGACUCAGGUCGACAUCGCGGCCGCUGUCCAAGGUGAGGAAGAGGAGUGCGGCGGCGAGCUCUUCGAGUCCGGGCCCUCGCUGCUCGUCUUCCUGCUCAUCAUCCAGGGCGGCGGCAUGGACCUCUCCUGCUACGGCGAGAGGCUGCUCAGCUCUGCGCGCUUCGCGCGCUCUCUCGACCUCCCCCCUCCCCGGCCCCAACCCCUUCCUGCUCGAGAAGGAAAUGGAUACUGCUGUCAUUCAGAAGGACUUGGGCCUCCAGUUGGAGAAGCAAUAUUCGGGAAAACAAUACUUAUCCUGGGGUUCGGAGCCAUUGGCAUGGAAAUUGCCAAGAGACUAAGACCAUUUGGAGUGAAAAUUCUUGCUACAAAAAGAAACUGGUCAUCAAAUACAGUGUCUUGUGAUCUUGAUGGGCUGGUUGACAAGAAAGGUGGUCCAGAAGAUAUGUACGAACUCGUUCGAGAAGCUGACAUAGUUAUAACUUGCAUGACGUUAAACAAUGAAUCAGUUGGGAUUGUGGAUCACAAGUUCCUGUCAGCUUUGAAAAAGGGAUCAUAUCUCAUCAAUAUUGCCAGAGGGCGCCUACUGGACUAUACGGCUGUGUUUAAUCACCUUGAGUCAGGUUGUUGGUGAUGUUGCCCUCAAGCUUCACGCGGGGGAGCCAUUCACCAAAAUAGAAUUUGUGAACUAGGCAAACUGAGUAGAUGGCGGCAUUGUUGAUUUAAUU
Messenger RNA from Triticum dicoccoides, 925 nucleotides. RefSeq names its product phenyllactate dehydrogenase-like. The coding region runs from base 1 to 831 and encodes 276 amino acids. The record is from RefSeq and is a predicted model, not a curated record. NCBI's taxonomy places the organism in Eukaryota, Viridiplantae, Streptophyta, Magnoliopsida, Poales, Poaceae. The transcript has 9 exons. Gene Ontology annotation, molecular function: NAD binding; phosphoglycerate dehydrogenase activity.